Ornithodoros turicata is the source of this 618-nucleotide messenger RNA. RefSeq lists its product as uncharacterized. Bases 1 to 618 code for a protein of 205 amino acids. The transcript has a single exon. The record is from RefSeq and is a predicted model, not a curated record. NCBI's taxonomy places the organism in Eukaryota, Metazoa, Arthropoda, Arachnida, Ixodida, Argasidae.
AUGACUGUGUUUUGUAUUCUUUUGAACCUCCUCCAACAACAGCGUCAGAAGCAAUCAGAUGUUUCUAGAGAAGACAAGCUUGCUAUGUUCCUUAUGAAGUUGAAGCUAGGAGUGAGCCUAACGGCUGUCGUCACACUUUUUGGAGUAACAAAAUCAAGAGCAUCACGCGUGUUCCACAUUACUUUAGAUCAACUGAGUGCCCGGAUGAAAGAAUGGAUUUUUGUGCCACCCCGAAAGUGCAUCAAAGAGAACUUCCCAGCCUGCUUCAAAGAAAAUUAUCCCGGCUGUGCAUUUAUAAUUGACUGUACCGAGGUAAAAACAAAGACCCCUUCGGACCCAGAGCAGCAGCACUACCUGUACUCCCACUAUAAAGGAGGGUACACGUUGAAGUGGCUUAUAGGGAUCAUACCGAACGGCAUGAUUUCAUUCCUGUCAAAGCCUUACGGAGGAAGGUACUCUGACUCCUUCAUUACACGUGAUUCAGGAUUCCUCGAACAUGUCUCGCCAGAUCUUGCGCUUAGUGACAAGAGGUUCCCCCAAAUCACAACAACAAUUGCAGAGAAACGAGCUGGGCUUUUCAUGUCACUAUUCAACACAGGAGGGGUCAGCUUUCUGUGA